Dicentrarchus labrax (European seabass) is the source of this 2765-nucleotide messenger RNA. RefSeq names its product hydroperoxide isomerase ALOXE3. Gene Ontology annotation, biological process: lipid oxidation; linoleic acid metabolic process. Gene Ontology annotation, molecular function: iron ion binding; protein binding; oxidoreductase activity, acting on single donors with incorporation of molecular oxygen, incorporation of two atoms of oxygen. The transcript has 15 exons. Lineage: Eukaryota; Metazoa; Chordata; Actinopteri; Moronidae. Bases 101 to 2116 code for a protein of 671 amino acids. The record is from RefSeq and is a predicted model, not a curated record.
GUUAAAUCAAAAGUGGGAGGAGCACAAGACGAGGAGAUAUAAAAAAGGAGCAAAACUGAGAAUAGCAGCAACCAAAUAAAGCCAAAAGAAUUGCUACUGAAUGAUCAUGGCUGAGUACAAGCUGGAAGUGACAACAGGUAACAUGACAAAUGCAGGAACAUUGGACUACAUACAUGUUACCUUAAUUGGAACUGAAGGGAAGAGUGAGCGAACCGAGUUGGACAACUUUGGUGUAGAUUUUAAAAGUGGUACGACAGCGAUUUACACUGUGAAAACCAGACUGUCUCUGGGGAAACUUCUGCUAAUCAAGGUGGAGAAAGAUGCUUUAUUUUUUCUCCCAGAGGAUGAGUGGUACUGCUCCAAAAUAGUAGUGACGACUCCAGAAGGAGAUGUUAUUCUUUUCCCCUGUUACAGAUGGCUCUCCAGGGGAGAACUGGUGGAGCUGAGAGGAGGAAGAGCCAUAAAGGUUUUUGAGGACGAACAUCCACUGUUGAUUGAGCAUCGGGAAAAAGAGCUGAUACUUAAAAAGAGUUUGUACAAAUGGGAGAUUAUUGAUGAAAUGCUACCACACAUGAGUCAUUUCAAACAAAUGUCUGACCUCCCAGCUGAAGUCUGCUUCUCCAUGUCCAAAUCAAUGGAAAUGAUUUAUACAAAAAGAAUAACUGGUGCUGAACUCAUGUUUAAGGGGCUGGUUGGAUCUACUGAACAAUGGGAGAACACUGAGGACAUCAAAAAAAUCUUCUGGUCCAAAAGGACACCAGUGUCAGAGUUUGUUACAGAACACUGGAAGGAAGACGACUUUUAUGGAUUCCAGUUUCUGAACUCAAUCAACCCCAAUGUGAUCAAGAGGUGCUCUGAGCUUCCCCCAAACUUUCCAGUCACAGGGGAGAUGGUGAAGCCGUUCCUGAAAAAGGGAAGCUCUCUGCAGAAAGAAAUGGAGAAAGGCAAUAUAUUUCUCUGUGACUUCAAGAGGAUGGAUGGACUGCCUGCUAAGGCGUACGAUGGUGAAUCUCCACGUGUGACUGCUGGUCUUUGUUUGUUCUACAUAAACCCAGAGAACAAGUUACUGCCAAUUGCAAUACAGUUGCAUCAAACACCUUCUGAGGAGAAUCCCAUCUUUCUGCCCAGUGACUCGGAGACGGACUGGCUGCUAGCCAAGAUGUUUAUUAAAAAUGCAGAUUUCAUGCUGCAUCAGUCAGUCUAUCACUUCAUGAACACUCACUAUUUGGCAGAAGUCUUUACUGUCGCCACCCUCCGCAGCUUCCCUGUGAUACAUCCCCUCUACAAGCUGUUGGUCCCUCACGUCCGUUACACUCUCCAAAUAAAUACUAUGGCCCGCAAAUCUAUUUUUGCACCUGCCGGGAUUUUAAGUAGAAGUUCACUUGGAUACGAUGGGAUGACAGAGCUCAUGAGAAGGGCUUUCUCGGAACUGACCUACAGCUCCCUCUGCCUGCCGGAUAACAUCACUGCACGAGGGCUGGAGUCGAUCCCCAACUUCUACUACAGAGAUGAUGGCCUGAAGCUGUGGAACAUCAUCAACAGCUUUGUGAAGGCAGUAGUGGAGUACUACUAUCCCUCAGACAGUGAAGUCUGUAAAGACACAGAGCUGCAGGAAUGGAUCAGUGAGAUAUUCACACAUGGCUUCUUAGGACACAAAGCCUCAGGGUUUCCAGCAUGCUUUAAUACUGUUGAGGAAGUGAUCAAGUUCAUCACCAUGGUGAUUUUCACGGUGACAGGUCAACAUGCCGCAGUCAAUAAUGGACAGUUCGACUAUCACUCCUGGGCGCCCAAUGGCUCGCUCCUGCUGCGCAAACCUCCUCCAACCACUAAGGGGCAGUCGAGCAUGAAGACAAUUCUGGAGACCCUCCCAAAUGUUGGACAGACGGUCAGUUUUGCAGCAAUGUCGUGGAUACUUUCAGACGUGUACACUGAUGUGGUUCCCCUGGGUACAUACCCCGAAGAACGAUUUGAUGAGUCUGCCCCUAAGCAGAUAAUUAAGGAAUUUCAAGCAGAGCUGUCCUGCCUCAGUGAAGCAAUUACAGAAAGAAACUCCCAGCUUGAAGUUCCCUACACGUAUCUGAACCCUGCUCAGAUGGAGAACAGUAUAACUAUUUAACUGAAUCCCAUAAAGUCAUUUACUCUUUCUGCAUUAUUAACAAUAUCAAUCCCUUUCUUAACAACCUUCUUGCUUGGGCUGUGUGUUUUACCAACUUUACCAACUUUAACUUUGGUCCAUACAUUAAGUGAGAUGAUAGAGACAGUUAGUGAGGUGUUGCAUGCUGGGGGAAGAAGACUGUCGUAUCAAGCGGGGGUACGGCAGGGCACCUGUAUCGUUGUGUGAAUUAUGUAUUACAUGUUGAGUAAUAACUUAAAUGAGCAGUUUUGGGAAGCAAAUGCUGAAGCACCACUUUGGACUUUGAUGAUAUGUAUGUUUGAGUGAUGACAUAAAAUUAACUGUUUGGUACUCUUUACAGGAAAUUAUCUCACAUGAGACAAGGUACCUCAGCAUUUAUCUGCAAGUAAGACGAAGAAUAUGGGAGCUUAUUUUCUGUUAGAGGAUUUUACAGUUACUGAAGUUCUUUAUAUGUGUGCUGUGUAUUCAAUUUCUUUUUACUUUUUAAUGAUGUGAGUACAGAACAUAGGGUGAAUAUGGUGAUAUAUGACUGCUUAUAUACUUAUUCAGGGUCACUAGUAAGAACUUUUAAUACACUAUCUAUUAAUUUCCUUUGUUUGCAGUUCAAAUAAAAUUGGCAUGUGAAACGACA